This is a messenger RNA of Rhodofomes roseus, 2409 nucleotides long. Its product is annotated as Dynamin central region-domain-containing protein. The transcript has 12 exons. The record is from RefSeq and is a predicted model, not a curated record. NCBI's taxonomy places the organism in Eukaryota, Fungi, Basidiomycota, Agaricomycetes, Polyporales, Fomitopsidaceae. Gene Ontology annotation, cellular component: microtubule; cytoplasm; peroxisome. The coding region runs from base 135 to 2219 and encodes 694 amino acids. Gene Ontology annotation, molecular function: microtubule binding; GTP binding; GTPase activity. Gene Ontology annotation, biological process: peroxisome organization.
CGACGCGCGUCCGGCGGAGUUUCAGUUGGCCACACGCAUCCUGCCUGUGCAGUACAGCCAGCUACGCUUUGCACGCAGUCUCCUCCCUCCAUCUCUUCCUCCCCUUUCUUUCUGUUUCCUCCCUCGUCUGCACCAUGGGUACCACCACAAUCGGCUCGGAGAUUGUCAGCGUCAUCAACAAGCUGCAGGAUGUCUUCUCUGCUGUCGGCUCUUCGGCGUCCCAGAUAGACCUCCCGCAGAUCUGCGUGCUCGGAAGUCAGAGCAGUGGCAAGAGUAGUGUGCUUGAGAACCUGGUAGGGAGGGACUUCUUGCCACGGGGCACGGGUAUCGUGACACGACGACCACUGGUCCUCCAACUCAUCAACCGACAACCGACUGGACAAACGAAUGGGGCUGCCAACAUCAAAAGCGAGGACCCCAAUGCCAACCCCGACGAGUGGGGAGAAUUCUUACACCUGCCGGGAGAGAAAUUCUACGACUUCAACAAGAUUCGGGUAGAGAUUGUUCGCGACACGGAGGCGAAGACUGGCAAGAACGCGGGUAUCUCACCACUGCCCAUCAACUUGCGGAUAUACUCGCCGAACGUCCUCACGCUAACGCUCGUCGAUCUUCCUGGGUUGACGAAGGUCCCCGUUGGCGACCAGCCGCGAGACAUCGAGAAGCAAAUCAAAGACAUGCUGUUGAAGUUCAUCUCGAAGCCUGCAUGUAUCAUCCUUGCCGUCACCGCCGCGAACACGGAUUUGGCCAACUCAGAUGGUCUCAAGCUCGCGAGGGAGGUGGAUCCGGAGGGUCAGCGGACAAUCGGUGUGUUGACGAAGGUCGACCUGAUGGAUGCCGGAACGGAUGUCGUGGACAUCCUUGCUGGGCGCAUCAUUCCUCUCCGACUGGGCUACGUCCCAGUGGUGAACCGCGGCCAGCGUGAUAUCGACUCAAACAAGCCCAUCAGCGCUGCUCUGGAGUACGAAAGACAGUACUUCGAGAAUCAUCCUUCGUACAAGGGCAAGGCGCAGUACUGCGGCACACCCUUCUUGGCGCGGAAGCUCAAUGUCAUCCUCAUGGCGCACAUUCGCGCGACAUUGCCAGACAUCAAGGCGCGCAUCUCACAACAACUGCAGAAAUACAACGCUGAGCUGCUGAGCUUGGGUGGCACCCUUGGUGACAGCUCCGCCAAUGUUGUGCUUUCCGUGAUCACCGACUUCUGUUCCGAAUACCGGACGGUGAUCGACGGUAACACGAACGACCUCUCUCUGAACGAACUGUCAGGUGGUGCUCGAAUCAGCUUCGUCUUCCAUGAGCUGUUCAACAAUGGUAUCAAAACCAUCGACCCCUUCGACUUGGUCAAGGACGGUGACAUCCGGACCAUGCUAUACAACUCCUCUGGCUCAACGCCCGCUGUCUUCGUCGGGACACAAGCCUUCGAGGUCAUUGUGAAGCAGCAGAUCAAGAGACUGGAGGACCCCAGCUUGAAGUGCUGUCAGCUCGUAUACGACGAGCUGAUUCGUAUCCUGGGACAGGUCUUGAAUAAGAUCCAAGCGUUCAGGCGGUUCCCAGCCCUACGCGAUCGCUUCAACUCCGUCGUCGUGAACUUCUUCAAGACCUCCAUGAACCCCACUACCAAACUUGUCUCAGAUCUCGUGUCUAUGCAAGCAUGCUACGUCAACACGACACAUCCGGACUUCCUCAAUGGUCACAGGGCCAUGGCGAUCGUGCAGGAGCGGCUGAGCGUGAACAAGCCGGCACAGUCCACGCCUGACCCGAAGACGGGCAAGCUUGCCCCUGGCCAAGUCAACAACAACAAGGAUCUCGACGUCGAGGUGAAGCAGGACAACAGCUUCUUUGGAUCGUUCUUCUCAGCUGGCAAGAACGCGCCGAAGAAGAAGGGUGUCGCUGCGAUGGAUGCGCCGCCAUCCAUCAUCCGUCCUCAGGCUGCCUUGAACGAGCGGGAGACGAUGGAGACGGAGGUCAUCAAGCUGCUCAUCCACUCGUACUUCAACAUCGUCAAGCGCGAGAUGAUUGAUAUGGUCCCGAAGGCCAUCACCUUGACGCUUGUUAACCACUCGAAGGAGAACCUCCAGCGGGAGCUCCUGCAAGAGCUGUACAAGCCAGAGGUGCUCGAUGACUUGCUCAAGGAGUCUGAAUACGUCGUCAGCCGCAGGAAGGAGUGCGUUUCGAUGGUACAGGCACUCAACAAGGCCGAAGAGAUCGUUGCUGGCGUCUGAUCUGUUGCAAGGUCUUGACGGGUUUCCUGCUUUCCCAAUUCCUUUGAACAGCUGUCGCCGUCGCAUAAUGCGUACUAUAGUAAUACCCGGUGUAUAUGGAUGCUGGCGCCGUAGAAUCCUCUCUUCCUCCCUCUUGGCGGGAUCUCAUGUACACUCCCUUAUGUCGUUUGGUCUAUUCAGUGUUCAGCUU